Neurospora hispaniola is the source of this 537-nucleotide messenger RNA. RefSeq lists its product as uncharacterized. Lineage: Eukaryota; Fungi; Ascomycota; Sordariomycetes; Sordariales; Sordariaceae. The transcript is spliced from 2 exons. The record is from RefSeq and is a predicted model, not a curated record. Bases 1 to 537 code for a protein of 178 amino acids.
AUGGGUGUUAGUGCGAUACUGUACUUCACAGCGAUAUUCGCAGCAACAUUGAUAGCCGGCUAUCAGUCUUUAUGCACUAAGGAACUUUCCAGCACAGUGCACAAUUGGCAUCCCGGAUCCACGAGUGACUGGGGCCGACCACUCAAGAUGGGCUCCGUGCAUCACCGAGUGAGACGUGACGGGAAUCGCGAGCAACAUGGCACCUCUCCUGUUUUUGUGCCAAUUUCUGGUAACGGUACGCGUCUCUUUUCCUUCAUUUUUCCUUUCUGUCCCCUACCCCUACCCCUCCAUUGUCCCGCGAAAUCCGACUUUCUCUGGACACACACACACCAUAUGGUUGUGAGCGUGAUGCGACAGAGACAUCUCAACAGAGAUUUCAUAUUGGAUUUACUACGUAUUGGGCAGUCGAGUGAGAGGACUAGGAAAUUCGCUGGCUCUAUUCCGGGCCACUGCGGCGUCUGUCUGGCCAGGCUUUGGUUGGCAUCACGCCUUUUGCUUCACAAUGCCCAAAGGUCGCUGUCAGGGUUACCGUGGUGA